Molecule: messenger RNA, 1090 nt
Organism: Cheilinus undulatus (humphead wrasse)
Lineage: Eukaryota; Metazoa; Chordata; Actinopteri; Labriformes; Labridae
Product: rhomboid-related protein 4-like
Exons: 5
Coding region: 125-646 (173 amino acids)
Source: RefSeq, a predicted model, not a curated record
GUUUUGCUGGCAGAGGAGGGGGAUGAGGUCUACAGGAUGACCGAGAAGUUUUACCAGCUCCACCCAUCAAUGCCACACAAAACAAACACACCUCAACCAUUCGUUAGUCUGGGGUGUUUUCAGGAUGCAGAGGGGUCUCCAGCUUGGUCUGCUGCUUCUGGUCGUCCAUCUCUUUCAGGAGGGUCUGGGUAACAUCCCAUUGGUCACCCUGUCCGUCCUGAUUUUUAAUGUGUAUCUCUACAUGUUUCCUGCUGCUCCACUAGUGAAGGUAACCACCAGUUUGACAUUGUGGGGUCUCUCUGACACGAUCUCUGUGGUUACCAACCUGGCAGGUAUCCUGGUGGGUCUGAUGUACACUGUGGGUCCACUGGAGACCAUCAUGAAGUCAUGUGCAGGUUUUGUGUCUUCAGGCAGAAAUGAUCGACACUCAAGUUCUUACUUCAGCUCUUCAGGAUCUGUGCAGCUAAAAAUCAGUAUGAAUGAGGAAAAUAAGAUCAAAAAUGCUAAUUUUCAUUCAUGUUAUUUUUUAGGACGAGCCAUGCAGUUUGAGCGCUCUAUUGAAGAGGAGAUGAGACUUCAGGAGCUCAGACAAAACAGAUUAAGGAGGUUGGAACAAAUGUCAAACCAAAAGAAGAGAAGACUUUAAAUAUGGACUGAGUUCACUUUUACAUGAACUUUAGUUGUCAGUCUCUUAUGCACAGUAUUCCCAUGCAGCAUUUACCACUGGAUAUUGUUUGGGUUUUCCAUAUUGUUUUAUAAUUUUAUCUUCUUUUACUGACUGUUUUUGUUCCUGCAAUAGUUUUGGUUCUGCUGAUGAAUGCAAGAAAUGCACAAGAUUUCCUACUCAUUCUCUAGAAAGAUGCCCAUGUUUGAGCUGGGGAAGGUUUUUGUCAGGGCCAAUACUUAAAUGUUAUGUAUUUGCUUAUGUAGUCAUUUAAAGGUUUUGCUUCUAUGUAAACAAGACCAACCAUAGAAAGGCUGAUUGCAAGGAAAUCCAUAUAUAAGGAAACAUGACAGACAUUGUUUUUCCACAGACUUUGCAGCCAUAUUUUAUAUUGUUAAAGUAUGCCUAAAGGUUCAUGUGGUUUGU